GGAAGGUCUCAUUCCUGGUUAGAUUGUGUUCAGGUGCGGAACUUCGUCACUGCUGCGACCCCCGAACUUCGACCUGUGCAUGCGAGAGACGCUCUUGCCCUCUUCUUCCACCAGCCCGACACUCAACCACUGACUGAGAGCUAUGACUGCCAUCUCGAAUUACGGCAUGUUGUCCGCCAAUUCGCUUCUGGCGCACCACUUCAGCAACGCUCCCUCCAUGGAGGCGGCCACGGCGCCCCCGUCGGGCGUCCUCGGAGCGCCCAUGUCGGCGGUCAGCAACCACAUCAAGCGGCCGAUGAACGCCUUCAUGGUCUGGUCGCGCAUCCAGCGCCGCAAAAUCGCGCUGGACAACCCCAAAAUGCACAACUCGGAGAUCAGCAAGCGGCUGGGCGCCGAGUGGAAACUUCUUCGAGAAAACGAAAAGCGGCCGUUCAUCGACGAGGCCAAACGGCUGCGCGCCCUGCACAUGAAGGAGUACCCUGACUACAAGUACCGCCCCCGCCGGAAGCCCAAGGCCCCCGGCUCGACCCACAAGGCCCCCAAGAACGCGUGCCAUUCCCCUCAGGGCGCCCCCGCCGCCCCCAACAUGCCGCCCUACGCCUCCUUCCCACUCCCCUACUUCGCCGCCUCCCCUCAGUUCGAGUCGCUCUACCACUCCAAGGGUCUCCCCUACCACACCAACCCUUACCUGGCCUCCCCUGCCAGCUACGAAAAGGGACCUUCGCCGACCCACGGCAUGCCCGCUGGUGACACGGCCGCCAAGAUGGCCGCCUCCUCGGCCGCGGCCGCCUCCUUGGUCAGCUCCUUCUACUCGUCCAUGUACCCUGGCAUGACCCCGUCAGGGUUGUCCUUCGGGGACAAGGCGCCCCAGCAGGGACUGACGGCGUUCCACUCGCCCAAGAGUUUGGGCGACGACCGAGAACCGUCUCCGGCUGCCUACCCUAGCAGCGAGGACGUCCUCAGAAGGUCUGUGCCCGUGAUGUACUGAGCGAAUCCUUUGGCCAUGUUCUUUGUUAAUUCAAUUCUUACUUAGGACGUUGAUUAUAAGCCGACUUGUGCGAAAAUGUGCGCGCGUGUUUUUAUUUUUGCUCGCAUUUUUGCUUUGAUUUAAACCAAGUUCCUUUUUUAAGUUGUACAAAUUAUUGAAAAAUAAAAAUGAAAACGUUGUAUUGAUUUAAUUUUAUAUUCUAUUACUUAAUUUAGUGCUAUUAUUUUAGAUCGACAAAUUAAUAAAGCAAAGGAAUCAACUCCAAAGUUCGUUGUAAAAAGUUGAUCUAUACUGAAUUGAUAUAUGCAUUGCACACACAACAAAAAUGUCUGUUUUGAUAUUGAAUGUCCUG
Messenger RNA from Neocloeon triangulifer, 1340 nucleotides. Its product is annotated as transcription factor sox-3-like. The record is from RefSeq and is a predicted model, not a curated record. Gene Ontology annotation, molecular function: DNA-binding transcription factor activity, RNA polymerase II-specific; RNA polymerase II cis-regulatory region sequence-specific DNA binding. The coding region runs from base 143 to 988 and encodes 281 amino acids. NCBI's taxonomy places the organism in Eukaryota, Metazoa, Arthropoda, Insecta, Ephemeroptera, Baetidae. The transcript is spliced from 2 exons. Gene Ontology annotation, biological process: cell differentiation; regulation of DNA-templated transcription; anatomical structure morphogenesis.